Molecule: messenger RNA, 1599 nt
Organism: Bradysia coprophila
Lineage: Eukaryota; Metazoa; Arthropoda; Insecta; Diptera; Sciaridae
Product: sodium-dependent phosphate transporter 2-like
Biological process (GO): phosphate ion transmembrane transport
Cellular component (GO): membrane
Molecular function (GO): phosphate transmembrane transporter activity
Source: RefSeq, a predicted model, not a curated record
GUGCUGUAGUUUAGUUUGAAUAUUCUAAUCUCUCGAUAUACGAAAAAAGAACUCAACGUGUGCUUGUCGCAUCAUUUCAAGCAUGGAUCCAUACUCAACUGAACUGUUAUGGAUGGUCAUCGUUGGAUUCAUUCUCGCAUUUUUCCUGGCAUUCGCUAUUGGUGCUAACGAUGUCGCCAAUUCGUUUGGUACUAGUGUCGGAUCGGGUGUGCUCACAUUCAAACAGGCUGUCAUCCUUGCAGCCAUAUUUGAGACGGCUGGAUCAGUGCUAAUUGGUUACAAAGUCACUGACGCUAUACGAAAAGGUGUUGUGGACGUAAGCGUUUACGAAGGCUCCGAAAAUGUGCUGGUCCUUGGCAUGCUAUCGUCACUGAUUGGAAGUACAAUUUGGAUUUUCAUUGCAACGUUCGCCAAUGCCCCAGUUUCUACGACACAUUCGCUUGUUGGUGGUAUAGUUGGCUUCAGUUUAGUGGCACGCGGAGGUGAUGGAAUGAAUAUCACACAAUUGAUAAAUAUUGUCAUCAGUUGGUUCGUUAGUCCGGCCCUUAGUGGUGUCGUGGCCAUUGCCAUUUAUACCCUCAUUAAGUUCCUUAUAUUGAGAGCUAGCAAUCCAUUGAAGGCUGGACUCAUAAGUCUACCAAUCAUUUACGGUCUAUCGUUUUUCAUCAACUUUUUGGCUAUAACAUUCGGCGGAAGUCAAUUGCUCGGCAUGUCCAAUCUGACGACGUGGAUGUGUUUCGUUAUAUCAAUCGGUGUGGCAUUGGCAGUUGCCCUGAUUGUACAGUUCGCUAUGGUACCAUGGCAGCGAAAGAAGGCGCUCGGCGUUUUGGACGCAAAUGACAAAGCCACAAUUCAAGCGCACACUCAGUACCAAAUUAACACUGCAUUGUCCUUGGAAAAUGGUAAAAUCGAUCAAGGACUCCAAUCGAAGGACGUCGAAGUGGCUGUAAUCGAUAACACAAAUCAUUCCACACCGAAUGGCAGUACAGUUGCGCUUGAUGCAUCCUUGGUCGAAGAAAAAUCAGCAAUUGUGGAAACAUUGUUCCAUUAUCUUCAGAUAUUAUCAGCAAUCUUCACGGCCUUUGCACAUGGUGGAAAUGAUGUGUCUAACUCAAUCGGUCCUCUAAUUACUAUAUGGAUGGUGUAUGUAGAAGGAUCAGCAACGCAGAAAUCUGAAUCGCCAAUCUAUCUGCUCUUCUAUGGAGGCAUCGGUAUGGUAAUUGGUUUCGCACUACUCGGCCGAAGAAUCAACGAAACGAUUGGCAAGAAAAUCACCAAAAUUGUACCUUCGACUGGCUUCACGAUAGAAACUUCCGCGGCAGCCACAGUAUUACUCGCUAGUAAAAUUGGCGUUCCCGUCUCGACCACCCAUUGUAUCGUUGGAGCAGUUGUGUCUCUGGGCAUUGUGCAUGGACAGACGGAAGGUGGUGGGAAGCAAGUGAAUUGGAGACUGGCUCUAUCAAUGUUUUCUGCUUGGGUGAUAACGCUGCCCGUGGCUGGUGGCAUAAGCGCACUUGUGAUGUAUUUCUUUAAAUUAGGAUUCGGUUUUUAAGUUGAUUUUAGUGUUAGGUCUCCGACUUCGUAUUUAUUUUCAAAAAA